AUGGACCUCCUCCGCGAUUUCACCCUCGACAACCCGGCCAUCCCCUGGAAAACCUGGAUCCUCCGCUUCGGCUUCAUCGAAUUCGCCCUCGAGACCUACCUGCUCUACCGCCAGUACUGGGUCCUCUGCAGCGGCAUCGUACCAAAACAACUCGAGAAAGAGAUCGACCAGGACACCUUCGACAAGUCGCAGCGGUACGGACGCGCAAAGGCCAAGUUCGGCGUCAUCAAGAGCGUCUUCUCGCUGGUCAAGAAUGUCUAUGUCAUCCAGAAGGAUCUCCUGCCGUACGCGUGGGAUCUGUCCGCAUGGGUGUUGAGGACGUAUGCGCCAAGGUGGAUGCCGACGGGGGAGAUUGCGACGAGUUUGGUGUUUGUUUUUGGGUUUCAGAUUGUGGAGAUGGUGGUUGAUUUGCCGUUUGGGUUGUGGUAUCAUUUUGUGCUGGAGGAGUCGUUUGGGUUCAAUAAGCAGACGUACAGUCUGUACUUUACCGACAAGCUGAAGGGGAUUGCGCUGAGCAUUGUGUUUGGCGUCCCGAUUGGAGCGGGAUUCCUCAAGAUUAUCCAGUCGACGGGCAAUGCCUUCUUUUUGUAUGUCUGGGUGUUCAUGCUGGCGGUGCAGCUGGUUGGAAUCACGAUCUACCCGACUUUGAUCGUGCCGCUCUUCAACAAGCUCACACCACUGGAACCCGGCGAGCUGAAGGAGCGAGUGGAGGGACUGGCGAAGCGAUUGAACUUCCCUCUCGCCGAGUUGCAAGUCAUCGACGGCUCGAAACGCUCCGCGCAUUCGAACGCUUACUUCACCGGUCUUCCUUUCCUCCCAAAGAAAAUCGUCAUCUACGAUACGUUGCUCGAGAAAGCCGAGACGAAAGAGGUGGAAGCUGUGCUCGCUCAUGAGCUGGGACACUGGAAGAUGGGACACACGAGCAAGUUGCUGGGGAUUUCGUCUGGACAUCUACUCUUCGUGUUUGCGCUCUUCAGCGUCUUCAUCGACAACAAGAGCCUGUACGAGGCGUUUGGCUUCUUCGCGGAGAAGCCGAUUGUUAUUGGCUUCCUGCUGUUCAAUGAUGUGCUCAGUCCGACGGAUGCGCUCGUUAAGUUUGCGAUGAAUGCGUUGACGAGGAAGUUUGAGUUUGAGGCUGAUGAGUUCUCUCAGAGACUGGGCUACGCUAAGGAACUCGCUGGAUCGUUGAUCAAGCUGCAGAUCCAGAAUCUCUCUUCUAUGGACGCCGACCCAUGGUACUCAUCAUACCACUACUCGCACCCCAUCCUGACAGAACGUCUAAAAGCAGUAGGAUGGACAAGCGAGAAGAAAGUCUCAAACGAGAAGCCGAAGAUCGGCGAGAGCGUCGAGGCGAAUGGUGGGUCGAAGAAGGAGUUGUAG
Messenger RNA from Zasmidium cellare ATCC 36951, 1380 nucleotides. RefSeq lists its product as uncharacterized. Bases 1 to 1380 code for a protein of 459 amino acids. The record is from RefSeq and is a predicted model, not a curated record. The transcript is spliced from 3 exons. Gene Ontology annotation, cellular component: endoplasmic reticulum membrane. Gene Ontology annotation, molecular function: metalloendopeptidase activity. Gene Ontology annotation, biological process: CAAX-box protein processing. Lineage: Eukaryota; Fungi; Ascomycota; Dothideomycetes; Mycosphaerellales; Mycosphaerellaceae.